Molecule: messenger RNA, 579 nt
Organism: Hymenoscyphus albidus
Lineage: Eukaryota; Fungi; Ascomycota; Leotiomycetes; Helotiales; Helotiaceae
Source: the annotation of a GenBank genome assembly
AUGGCCUCGUUUACAGGGAGAGACAUCCCAGCAGCGGCCAAGUAAGUGCCUCUUUUAUAGCUGAUCUUUCUUUCACCCCAGUCAGCAUUGCUAACCAACAUUAGUUCUGCACAAAAGCAGGAAGAAAAGCCCAAACCCAAACACCCCUCUCCUCGCUCAUCUGCCGACUAACCUUCCAGCAAAGCAAUCUCAUCUAAAACCCCUACCUCCAAGCGAUCCUCGAAUCCGAGUUCCUCAGCCAGUGAUAACCAAGGAAACAAUAGAGCCGACAACCGUCUAUAGCACGUACUCAGCGGUAUUGGCUCUCAAUUCAGAUAUUCUGCAAGAGCCCAGACCAUACGCGACGAGAUCGAAAUCAGUACAAAUACAGAUGGCCAGGCUAUUGAUGACUUACACGGACGAGAGAGACAACAACAACGGACCAGAAUUGCAGUUCCUAUUACAAGAUAUACGAACAACCUCAAUGAAAGGAUGAGAGCGUAUCUUGAAUCGCAAGAUGAUCCGUCUCAGCAAUAUGCUUUGUUUCCCCGAAGUGACACCGGGCAGCUGUCUACGCAGAAGGGGAAGAAAUCUGUGUAG